Choloepus didactylus (southern two-toed sloth) is the source of this 954-nucleotide messenger RNA. RefSeq names its product olfactory receptor 10AG1-like. Gene Ontology annotation, biological process: G protein-coupled receptor signaling pathway. The transcript has a single exon. Lineage: Eukaryota; Metazoa; Chordata; Mammalia; Pilosa; Megalonychidae. Gene Ontology annotation, cellular component: membrane. Gene Ontology annotation, molecular function: G protein-coupled receptor activity; olfactory receptor activity. The coding region runs from base 10 to 954 and encodes 314 amino acids. The record is from RefSeq and is a predicted model, not a curated record.
UUCCUACAGAUGAAAUAUAAAAAGAAAAUAGCAGAAGGCAAUGUUUCCACGGUGAUGCAAUUUGUACUCCUGGGAUUUUCUGACUUUCAAAAUCUCCAAAAGUUUCUCUUUGGAGUUUUCUUCAUGGUUUACAUAAUUAUUAUAGUUGGAAAUAGCCUUAUAGUAAUAAUAACCAGGCUUGACCCUGUACUACAGAAACCCAUGUAUUUUUUCCUGGCAAAUUUUUCUUCUUUGGAGAUCUGUUAUGUGUCUGUCAUUCUCCCCAGGAUUCUGGUGAGCCUUUGGACUCAGGAUAGAAGCAUAUCUGUGCUGAAUUGUGCAACCCAAAUGUGCUUCUUCCUUGUACUGGGAACUGCUGAAUGUUUCCUCCUGGCUGUGAUGUCCUAUGACUGCUACAUGGCCAUUUGUAACCCUUUGCAUUACCCUCUAGUCAUGAACCAAAAGAUGUGCAUCCAGCUGGCAGCUGGCUCCUGGGUUGGUUCAAUCCCUGUGCAGAUAGGGCAAACAUGUCAAAUUUUCUCUCUGCAUUUCUGUGACUCUAACCAAAUUAACCACUUCUUCUGUGACAUCCCUCCUAUUCUCAGGCUGGCCUGUGGGGACACUUCUGCACAUGAAGUAUCUGUCUAUUUAGUAGCUAUGUUGUUUGUUGCAUCCCCUUUUAUGUUGACACUUACUUCCUACAGCAAAAUCAUAUCCACCAUUCUGAGGUUGCCAACAGCCCAAGGACAGUCCAAAGCCUUCUCCACAUGUUCUUCUCACCUGCUGGUUGUUGUUUUAUUCCUUGGAUCUGCUACCAUCACCUAUUUAAGGCCCAAAUCCAAUCAUUCUGCAGGAACUGACAAACUGCUCUCUCUUUUCUACACCAUAGUGACUCCAAUGUUUAAUCCCAUGAUAUACAGUCUUAGGAACAAGGAUGUUAUAGAAGCACUAAGAAAAUUAUUACUUAAAAAAUAG